AUGACUCUCCAGGAAGACAAGGCCGUACUCGAAGCUCCCAUGGGCGAGGGCGAUAGCAUUUCACUGGGAAUUUCAACGCCACCGAACGAGGCAUCCGAUCUUGAGAUCAAGAAUGUCAACGAGAAGGCUCUCUUGAGGAAGCUGGACUGGCAAUUGCUGCCGGCUGUUGGGAUACUGUACCUGCUCUCCUUCCUGGACAGGUCCAAUGUCGGCAACGCGCGCAUCGAAGGAUUGCUCGACGACGUUGGCAUGACCGGCAACCAGUAUCUCACAGGUCUCACCUUGUACUUUAUCGGUUACGUUCUCUUCGAGAUCCCGUGCAAUGUCAUCCUCAAGCGAACCUCGCCCCGAAUGUGGCUACCAACGCUGGGUAUAGUAUGGGGUGUCGUGGCCACACUGAUGGGGCUAGUGCACAACCUGCCUGGUUUCUUCGCCUCGAGGUUCUUUCUGGGAGUUGCAGAAUCAGGUCUGUUUCCCGGCGUUGUGUUUUACUUCAGUAUGUGGUACAGACGUCGCGAGAGACAGUUUCGAAUCUCCCUGUUCUUCAGCGCGACGAGUCUGGCCGGUGCCUUUGGCGGGAUACUUGCCUGGGGCAUUGGGCACAUGAGAGGAAUCGAGUGGGAGAACGGUUGGCGCUGGGUCUUUAUUCUUGAGGGUAUCGCCACGGUGGUCGUUGCUUUCGGCGCAUACUGGUUUGUUCAGAAUUAUCCUGACACAGCCAAGUUCAUCACCCCAGCGGAACGUAAAUUUAUUCAUGCGCGUCUCGCUGCUGACAGCGACGCCACCAUCGACGAGAGGUUCACGUGGGGGAACGCCCUUGAGGCCAUCAAGGACCCCAAGUGCUGGCUGUACGGGUUGGGCUUUCACACCAUGAGUCUGCCGCUGUACACCUUCUCCCUAUUUCUGCCUACCAUUAUCCGCAACUUGGGCUAUACAGCAGCCAUCGCCCAGCUCCUGACGAUACCUCCAUACGCCUUUGCGUUCGUCACCACGUUGACCGUCGCAGUGUUGUCGGAGCGUCUGGUCCAACACGCCAUAUUCAUCGGCGGCUCUGCCAUUUUUGCGUCUUUGGGGUACAUUAUCCUGCUCGCUAACACAGAUCCUGUCCACCGGCCUGGCCUGUCCUAUGCAGGUACUUUCCUCACUGCCGGGGGUAUCUAUCCUGCCACGGCCCUCGUGCUGUCCUGGCCGGCCAUCAACGUCUCCGGGCAGACGAAGCGUGCCGUCGGCAACACAAUGCAAAUCACAAUCGGCAAUUGUGGUGCCGUGCUGGGCACGCAGCUCUACAGGUCCGGUGACGGACCCAGGUUCAUUGUAGGCCACAGCUUUGCACUGGGCUAUCUCUGGGCCAACGUCGUCGUCUGCACGAGCCUCUGGUGGGUCCUUCGAAAGGAGAACAAGAGGAGGGAGGCCAUUUGUGAGGAAGUCAAGGCCGUGGGCGAGCUUGGAGACUGGCCAGGUGACAAGGACCCCAGGUGGCGCUUCGAGUAUUAG
Emericellopsis atlantica is the source of this 1494-nucleotide messenger RNA. RefSeq names its product major facilitator superfamily domain-containing protein. Gene Ontology annotation, cellular component: membrane. Gene Ontology annotation, biological process: transmembrane transport. The coding region runs from base 1 to 1494 and encodes 497 amino acids. Gene Ontology annotation, molecular function: transmembrane transporter activity. The transcript is spliced from 5 exons. NCBI's taxonomy places the organism in Eukaryota, Fungi, Ascomycota, Sordariomycetes, Hypocreales, Bionectriaceae. The record is from RefSeq and is a predicted model, not a curated record.